AUGGAGUCGGUGUAUGAGGACAGUGGCUUCAGUUCCUUAACGCUUGAUAAAUCACAAGACUCCUCAGACUACGAUGGCUCAUUCCAGGAACUUCUCAUUUCUGCUUCCAAAGGAACCAGUAGAACUCCAACUCUGACUGAUGUGAAGAGGCGCUCCCGUUUGCAUCGUCACCACCGGCUUUCCACUCUUAAAGAAGGUGGUUCUCAGUCCGAAGAAGACCCAGCAAAUAGAAAGCAUGAAGAUCCUUCUAAAUAUAGCAGCCAUUCUACUGAUGACGUUUUCGCUGAUGCCACCCCUUGCAGCACAAUGUCUGCUAGAUGUUUUAAUAGAAUUGUUUUUGGAAAAAAUGACCCUCACACCCCACUAGAAGACCCUUCAUCCACGGAUGCAGAUCCUGCUGAUCAUUCCAUGACUCCUCUUAGAACAACCCCAGUCAAUCUAUCUCUGACUCCAGCCUUGCAGAUAGUUCAGGCUAUGUGCCAGUACAAGUUUCAGAAGUUUGCAGGUCAAAGUCCAAGUCUGAAGGAAGAGUUGAAAUUCACAGCAGCACUAGCAAAGACUACAGUGAUGUUCAGGACCAGUAUGCCUUUGGCAGGGCUGAUUGGCAGAAAGAUGGGCCUGAGGAAGCUGGAUAUACUGACAGAGCUGAAGAAGAGGAAUCUCAGGCACAUCUUGGCUAAUGUAUUCAGCAAGCUGAACUCAGAAUGUCUGUACAGGUGUAGUCUAGUUUGCAGAAGUUGGAAUGAAAUUAUCGAGCAGGACCACCAAGCUAGCCUAAGGAGAAGAAUCCACCUGAGUGAACUAGAGGAUCUUCAGUAUGGUGUGGGUGUUCUCCAAAUCUCUGAGGGGGAGACCAGAUCAGCUCUGCCAAAGAGGUCAGCCUUAAAGAAUAUUCAGGCCCAGUCCAGAACCUCUAGCUACUGCACCCCCCAGUCGGCAAACUCAUUGGCCACGCCACAGCACUGCACUUUAAGCACAGGCAGCACCAAACGGGACAAAUUUCUGGAGGUUGCCAAAACCCUCUUUCAUGACGAGUGCCUCAAGCCUUGCCCUAGAUGUCAGCAUCCUGCAAGGUGUCACUCGGUGAAAGGGGAGGGUGUGUGUAGCAGAGUCGACUGUGGCUUUCAGUUUUGCAUAUCCUGCUUGUGUGCUUUCCAUGGAUCUAGAAAUUGCGGCAGUCAGUCAGCGGGCCGUUGCAAGAAGGACAAAUUGCUUCCAGGAAGUGCUCAAAGCAAGCGAAAUGUUCGAAGACUGUAAUUAAAUCCUUACUCCAGUUUGUCAUGUGGACAAUUUUAAAUUGCAAUUGAUUACCCCAACUUUUUACAGCAAGUUUCUAAACAAUGUCUGCGCUACUGAAUGUCGUUAUUUCAGCACUUUUCUUUCAGCACAGAUUUUUAACUAUGAAAUUGGGUUCUGAUGUACUUUGAUUACGUUUUUUUUUUUUUGUUUUUUUUUUUUUUUGUAAGUUUGAAGUAGUCAUUUUUUACAAGUGCACGUGUGUGUGUCCAGGUUACUUUUUUAUAAUAAAUUGCAUUGUUUUU
This is a messenger RNA of Xiphophorus hellerii (green swordtail), 1541 nucleotides long. It is a transcript of the gene fbxo43, whose product is annotated as F-box protein 43. Gene Ontology annotation, cellular component: nucleus. The transcript is spliced from 5 exons. NCBI's taxonomy places the organism in Eukaryota, Metazoa, Chordata, Actinopteri, Cyprinodontiformes, Poeciliidae. The coding region runs from base 1 to 1257 and encodes 418 amino acids. The record is from RefSeq and is a predicted model, not a curated record. Gene Ontology annotation, molecular function: protein binding. Gene Ontology annotation, biological process: regulation of mitotic nuclear division; negative regulation of meiotic nuclear division.